AGCCAGGAUGCCCAGAAACGCUAUAUGUCACUUGCACAUUUAUUUCUACGCGAACGCACCUGGAUGGCUGAAUCAUCUGUUUACUUGUAUCUGCAUUGUUCUAUUUAUAAUUGGAUGUACGGGAAAUGUCGCUGUUAUUUUCCUUAUUCGUCGAUGUAGACAGUUACGAGGUGCACCCGUCAUUCUUUUAGUAAACCUUGCAGUAGCCGAUAUUUUAGUUUGUCUAACGUAUUUCCCAUUAUAUACAUAUCUUAGAGUGUUUCUUUCUUCUAAUAGUAGCGUCUGUGCAGUUACAUUUUUCUUGGAAUUCCAGUCACAAUUAUGUUCAGCCUUGACAAUCGCAUCUAUUAAUUUUGAGAGAUGUUACGUUUUGAAAUACCCACUCAGAGUUCGCACUGUCAUCACUUUCAAAAGAAAACUAUUAGUUACAGCCGGUAUCUGGGUGAUUUCAAUCUUGUGUUCAAUUCAUGUUUUUUUAUAUUCUUCUCAAGACUUCAAUUUGGUUGUUGAUCUAAAUGACGAGUUUGACAAGUGGCAACCUACAACACAAUUUAUAAUUCCGGCAGUCAUCGUUGUAGUAUCUUGCAUCAUUACAGCUGUAACACUUAUUAAAAGAAUACACAGUAAUCGUUUACAGGAGUCCAAUCAAAUUAACGUGUCCACAGGCAUUUCUCUCAGAAAUCAAAAAAAGGCUCUAAAAACAGUGAUCACCGUGGCUGUUGUCUUUCUGUGCAUGACGUCACCGAGUGCAAUUUUUCGUUUUUGGAUUAUAAACAAUGUAUACUAUUUUUCCGCGACACCCUGGUUCAUUUUUGCUAAUCUACUUAGAGUAUCUAAUAGCUGCGUUAAUCCAUUUAUUUAUGCACUCAUGUCCAGUAGUUUUCGAUCGGCCAUCGAAUCAACGUUUUGCUGUAAAACAGAUUCGACAAACAGGCAAAAUUUAAAUUUUAACUCUAGAAGUAGACCGUUGCAAAACAGAGUUUAGAAACAAUGAUAAACUAGGCCAAGAGUGAUCUUCAUUAAAUAAGGCUGCAUUCACAUCCGACCCAAACCAAAAAUCCGACCAGGUUUUGAAUGCACUACGCCAGCGUCCCUACUCUUGUGACAGAGUGAUACAGUAACUUAUAUAUAUACACAAAGGUCUUAGCAUCAUAUUUUUAUAAUAAAUAAGUGUAUUUAAGGAGUUGAAGAUGUUUGCUGACAAAGGUUUAGUUAUUCAUUCCUUUGAAUAAAUAAAUUUAAAAAAAAAAUUUACUGAUGGUGUGUGUAUGGAUGAGAUAACGGGAUGAGAUACAUGGAUAGAUGGAUGCAUGCAUGAUGACAUGCAUGAUGGAUAGAUAAAUGGAUGGCUUGAUGGAAGGAAGAUCAAUGAUGGACGAAGGAAGCCUUAGGAAGGCAUACAAUAAAUCAAUUCAAAAGAACGGACAGAUGGACAAACGAACGAAUUCAAACGAACGACAAACGACCCAAUGAAUUAAUUCAACACAUUCACUUUCACUCUCUAAAAUUAUUCGAUUAAAAAAAAAAAUAAUAAAUAAAUAAAACACAAAUUAAAUACUUGAUUCGGUACGAGGUGAAUAGGUGUAUUUUUUGUUUAGAAUUAACUAAUUUAUAUGAUUGCAUGUAAUUAAUUGUUUAUUGAAACAAAGAUCGCUAUAUUUAAAUGAUUAUUUGAAAUGUAAUUUUAUGUGUAACCUCGGAUACGGCGUCCAACAUAUAUAGAAUAGUAAUAAUAAUGUACCAUCAAAUUGUACGUUUCAAUUUAUUGUCUUCGUUACCCUAACUGGGGUUUUAUUCAUCAUCAAUAUAUAGGCCACUGGCGAUUAUAUAAUAAUAAAAUAUAAUAAUAUAAUAAUAUAAUAUAAUAUAAUAUAUAUAAUAUAAUAAUAUAAUAAUAAAAUAGCAAACUUAAUCACUAUUGUGUUAGCAUGAGAACCUCAACCACCCAGAUUCAUAAAAAUACAAUGCUCAAAAUUUAAUAAAACAUUUUUACUAUAUUUUUACUUUUUUUUUUACAGAAAUGUAAGUUGAAAACUUUGCGUUGAGCAAGAGUAAACAAUUAUUUAAGUUACUAUAAAAUGUCUUGAGAAAAGUGUAAAAUGAAUUAAUUGAAGCAUUUAAAAAACCGUGUUUAUUUGUCGAUAUAUUAGCCGUUAACAU
Anneissia japonica is the source of this 2160-nucleotide messenger RNA. RefSeq names its product neuropeptide receptor 22-like. The record is from RefSeq and is a predicted model, not a curated record. Lineage: Eukaryota; Metazoa; Echinodermata; Crinoidea; Comatulida; Comatulidae. The coding region runs from base 8 to 985 and encodes 325 amino acids. Gene Ontology annotation, cellular component: plasma membrane. The transcript is spliced from 4 exons. Gene Ontology annotation, molecular function: G protein-coupled receptor activity. Gene Ontology annotation, biological process: G protein-coupled receptor signaling pathway.